Messenger RNA from Lycium barbarum (goji berry), 3189 nucleotides. RefSeq lists its product as uncharacterized. The record is from RefSeq and is a predicted model, not a curated record. NCBI's taxonomy places the organism in Eukaryota, Viridiplantae, Streptophyta, Magnoliopsida, Solanales, Solanaceae. The coding region runs from base 928 to 2739 and encodes 603 amino acids. The transcript is spliced from 4 exons.
CUCUGUUUCCCUUUUUUCCUCUGUGCAUUUCCCCAAAACUCAGAACAGAGAAAAAAAAAAAAAGCAAACCAAAAAAGAAAAACAAACAAAAAACCAAAAAACCCAAGUUUUCUCAAACCCUAUAUUCAUCAUAUAAACAAAGAGAAAACUCAAAAUACAAUAAUUUGGGUUGCAAAAUCCAUUCUUUAUUGGUUGUUAUUCUUGAUUAUCUUGAGAUCUUGUCCCUUUAAAAGGGUUUUCAAAUUGGAUCAGUUACCAGGUCAAGUGAUCAGCAUUCUUGGAAGGGUUUUCAGUGUUAAAUUCAGGUUUUUGUUGAGCUAUUUAUAGCCUGGAUCAGAGAAAAAUAUGUUUUUGGCGGAUAAUUUUGAGGUUUUGGGAAUUGAAUGAUUGAGAUUAGGGUAUGGAAGAAGACUGUAUAUUAUACUACUAGAAUUGGGGAACUAUUGAAACAAAGGAAAAAGAAAAGGAGAAUAGAAAAGUGGGAAGCUUUUCGGGUUUUUUCGCAUCAUUUUUGCUUAGGCUUAAUAGUGUAGGUGAUGUUUAUGUAUAUGCAAGAGUUGAUGGUUGUAAAGUUUUGGCUUUGCAGACAAGAAAAAGGAUCAGAUUACUUUGGAGAAUUCUCUUUUCUAAGAAAACCAUUUGGAUUGACAUAGUUCUUGAAAAAGCUUUUUGUGGCACUAACAUCGUCGACUAUUGAACUCCGUCAUCUUAGUUUAUCACAUUGGAUAUUUUUGAAGUGAAGAGCUAGUUUAAUUAAGUGUGGUUUUUGGACUGAUUGUGUUAGAAUUAAAUGCAUUGAAGCUGGAAAGUAAUGUGGGGUCAUGGUGAAUGGACAGGAGUCUAGUUGCUUGUUACUGGAGAAAGUAACUGAAGGACACUGUUUGCGAAACAGCGCCUUUUUAACUCAGAGCGGUAGAAUUCUGUGCCAUGUCUCGUUGCUUUCCAUUUCCACUACAAGGAUAUGAAAAGAAGCCUAGACCAGAGGACGGGAACUUGUUAAAAGAGGAGAAACGGAAGGAGAAGAAACAUAAAAAGGAGAAGAAGGACAAAGAGAAGAAAGAGGGUAAAGAGAAAAGGGAUAAAGACAGAAGUGAUGGGAAACACAGAGAAAAGAAAGACAAAAAGGACAAACACCGGGACAAGAAGGAAAAACACAAGGAUAAAAAGAAGGAUAAGGAUAAAGAGAGAAGCGACAUCUCUGAAGAGGCAAAAAUUGCUGUUCUACCUGGGGCUUCUAGCGGACAAAAGCUUCCUAGUGGAGAUGAACAUUUUAAAGAGGAAAACAUCAACUCACAGGAAGCAAAAUUCCAUAAUCAGUCUCAUCGCCAGCAUGCAGAAAAACUCUUUAAAUCCAGCCUCCCUGCUGUUGAGAUGGAUGAGUCGAAAUUUGUGCAGGAGUUGGCUAGGAGGAUUAGAGAUGAACAGAAGGGCCCAGUCAGUCAGUUGGCUGAGAGAUUUCCAGUUGAGUCGAAAAGGGACGAAAAGACAAACAGUAUGUACAUCAAGGAUUCGGGUAAUUUGGCUAAAGAGAAGGAAAAAAACAAGGAGAGGAAUGUUUUUAGCAACAAGAUGGAUGGACAACAAGUCAGAGUUGAACCGAGAAUUGGUGCUAAAGCAAUACUUCCUAGCUUUCCGGGGAUGGAAAAGAGCAAAUUUCAUGGAUUGCUGCCGCCAUUGGAAGAGAACUUUGACAGCAGGAGAGAGGAAAAAGAGAAAUCAAAAGAAAGACGAGAUGACAAACCAAGAGACAAGAAAAAGCAUAAAGAAAAGGAUGCGAAAAGUCAUCGAAAGGAGAAAGAAAAGAAAAAGGAAGAGAAGGGGAAGGACAAAAGUGCACACAGGAAAAGUGAACAGGACAAAUCAAGAGACAUCAGUAAGAGCAAUUUUGUCGGUGUUAGUAACACCACCCACCAAGUUCCACUUGUCUCCAAGGAUACCGUUGCCCGUACGGUCCCCGAGGGAAAUCACAGAAAAAGAAAGGAUAUCGAAACAAAUGGUUUCCUGCAUGAGAGUGAAGUCAGGCCUACUAAAGUGCUGCGGCCCUCAUCCUCUCAUCAGCCCACGCUGAAUGGAAAGAGAUUGGAGACUCACCAAAAAACAGACAUCUUAUCUUCCGACAAACAAGGUGUUGCCACCGAUAUUCAGGUGAUAAACAAGGAGCAGAAUCACAAUGGUACAAUUAAGUUAUCCAACAAGCACGGAGUUGCCACUGAUAUUGAGAUGGGAAACAAAGAGCGGGAGGUCAACGGUACAAUUAAGUUAUCCAACAAGCACGGAGUUGCCACUGACAUUGAAAUGAGAAACAAUGAGUGCGAGGUCAACAGUACAAUUAAGUUAUCCAACAAGCACGGAGUUGCCACUGAUAUUGAGGUGGGAAACAGGGAGCGUGGGGUCAAUGGUACUAUGAAAGGUCAGCCAUUAGCUAUGUCUAAACCAAAGACAUUGGCUAUAUCUAAACCAAAGGCUUCUUCCAUGUCUCCUGGUGCUGAUCAGAUUGCUGAAGCGUCUAAAAGACCUCCUCAUCCUGAUUCCAAGUAUCUGAACCAGAUACUCUCGGUUCCCAAGAUGGACGAGUGGUCUGGAUUCGAUGAUCAGAAUUGGUUAUUUGGAAGCAAGAGUAAUCUGGUAAGGAAGCCCGACAUGUGUCAUGACGAAGUUAUGGACAAUCGGGUAUGGUCGGAACCUUUGCAAAUAGACUCUGCUGAUGUUUAUGCUCUGCCAUACGUAAUACCUUAUUGACUGCUGUUGACAUGAUCUAACAUGGUGAGUUUCCAAGGACCAAGCUCUGUCGGCUAUGCAAGGAUCCCGAGUAUAUUUGGCUCGGAGAUGCCUAUGCUGGGCUCUCGGUUGGAUUCUCACCUUCCUGCUCUGGUGGUUGCGCUCGUGGCUGCAUUAAGUGGGGCCAUUUGUUGUCCGGUACUUGAACAUCUAACCAACCAGUGUGUGUAGGAAGUUGUUACAUGCAUAAGCUUCUGCAAGUUUAUUCUAAAAGCUUAGAUGCCAUUCUAAUUGUGAGUGUAAACGAACUAGUAUUUGUGGUCUUUUACAACUCCGCACAAUUUUGAUUUUGUAAUAUAGAACUCUGCUAUAAUUGUAUGAUAGAGGGGGGAAAAGAAAAAAAACAAAGGAAAGAGGUAGCAGCUGAAUUCAUUUUAUUUUAUUCACUUAGAUCACAGUUUUGUCUAUAAA